AUGAUGCUUGACAUUCUCACUAAAGAGAAAGUUUUAUUAAAACUAUUCAUCAGUUUACUAGAAACACAUUUAUUUAUUUAUUUUGAGUUAACAAUAUAGUAUAUACAUACAUUGUAUAUAUAUUGAGUGUUCAAAUUUUCUUUGGACAAAAAACUAUAGAAUAAUACACUGGUACCAAUUUAACAAAUGCAAUAUUUUCAAACGCACAUCUAGGGUUUCACAUAAAAUGGAAUGUUAUGAUACAAUUGUUUUUUUUACUAGGGCCGUACUUACAAAGUUUUAGUGUCUGGCAUCAGUAUCGGUAUGUAGAUAAAAAGAUCUUGACUUCAGAGUUUAAACUAAAGAUCAAGUCCUGAAUCUGUUUUAACUUACUUUUGUACUUCUUACCAAUUAAGGUUCAUGCAUGCCAUCCUGUGUGCCCGUUACAUCUAUAUAUAAUCACCAAAUUAUUAUUGGUUUACGAGACACAAGACUGAGUGUAUCUUCCCAGUAAAUGGAUGCUUCAUGUUGAAACCGAUGCCAAGAUAACCAGAACUCACCAACCGUAAACUAGACGACCACUACACCACUAUGUUCUUUGUUUCAAUUUAUUUUCAUGCUUAUAUUAUACAGGGCUUCUAGAUUAUGGUUAGUGAUAUACAAUUUUGGGCUAGUAAAUAACUACUAUUGCCAUGCCACUGAUGCCAGACAUCUUUUUAAAUAUGAAUAUCCUGCCCGCGCCCACAUCUUAGUGUUUUUAAGCUCUAUAUUCCUCCUUAGGUGACAUAUCGGAGUAUUACUAUUAGUAAAAUUGUAUCAACUUAAAAGUAAACUAGGGCCAAUUCAUUUUUAAUCGUGGCUAGUAAAUUUCUAAAAUCACUGAUCCCAUGGCUAGUGGAUUUGUACAACUUCUAGAAGCCCUGUUAUAUCCACAUAAGUUCAAGCACAAUAUCCUGGGUACACACAUCUAGAGGUUACUUGGGCAGUACAUGGGGUAAUCCUAGAAUGAGGACUCUGAACCUUCCAAUGCUUAACCAUUGAGGCUGGGUAGGAGCUUAUCCUGGGAUGAGAACUCAGUACCUUCCAGUCUUGAGCACUAUACCAUUAAGGUUGGUAAUAGUGGUAUUUUAUUAUUUGUUUGUACAGUGGCAUUAUUAACUAUUCACUCAGUCCAGACUCUAAAAGGUUUUAUACGGGCUGUUUGUGACGAUCAAAAAUAUAAUAAUUCUGAAAUGAGCAUGAAAAAAACAAACUGUAGAAAUUUCACACAAACAAUCCUAUUAAACACACUAUUUUGAAAAACAAAAUUCCAAUUCUAUAAUGAAUCAAAAAAAAAAAAAACCCUAUAAAACCCAUUAUGAUAUGGUGUCAUUUAUCUGGCUUCAACCAAUGUAAAUUAUUGUUUUCUUAAAACAGUGAUAAACAUGUUACACUUAUAUCAUUAUUACAGAGUAAAACUAUCUAUAACUAGUCAUUAUGCCAAAUAAUUGGUGCUGUGUGUGUGUGGAUGUGGAGUGUGUGUGUGUAUUAUACCUCCAUACGUGUGUUCGUACAACCGUGUCAGUUAAAAAUAUGAGUCAUCACAAUUUAGCACACACAAAAUAAUGUCUUGUGGUUUUAAAAAGUUGGCAUUUACGGCUCGUUAUUUUAAUACACUUCAUUGGUAAUGUUUUGAACCCAAAAUUUUGGUUUUUAAAAAUUUACCUUGCAUGUGAAUAAAAUACUAGUACCAUGUUAACAGUGUAUAAAGUGUUUACAUUGUUUUAUAUACAUGUACAUGUACAGAUACCAAAAAUAAAGAGACUUUUAGACGAAAAAAAAAAGCUGAGGUAGGGAAUAGAAUAACAAACUUUGUACCUGUUCAAUAUCAAAUUUAUGUACCUCAUGAAAAUAAUGUUCAAAUAUUACUUCACAUAAAUUCGAUAAUAACUUGUUUAUUGUUCUUUUUGGAAUAAAUGCAUUCACCAUUAGUGUUCAUCUCCCAGUACACCAUCCAUUGUUAAACAGCAUUAGACACUUGUUAAAAUGCCUUUCAAGUCAUUUGAAAUAAAUGAAUAGUAACACACAUUAAAUUGGCAAGAAGAGGGAGAGUUAUUUAUUGAUUUAACGGACUGCUUCUACACGUAUUUCAAACGAUUCACAAUUGUUGGUUUUGUAAAGCUUGUAGUUUGUAUAAUAUUGAUAUUUUGUUAACAAACAGGCAGUUUUCAAACAUGAUUUACAAAACCUCCCAUAACUACUAACAUACAAAUGCAUUCUUAUAAAGACAAUACAAACAAUACAUAAUUACCGGUAUGAGAUUUGUACAAAAAUGUACAUAACAAACACACACAAACACCUGGAGCUGUACAGUACUACUUAUAACACUGUACUUCAUGGUCACAGGCACAUGUGCGGGGGUGGGGCGGAGUGGAGGAGGGUGGAGGGUAGUUUCAGAGAUUCAAAAGCCUCCCUAUACCCAGCAAAUUUUGCUCUUUUUAAACAAAUAUAUUUUCUGGUAAGGCCUCUGAACCACCCCUAAAAACUUUGCUCGCCACAGUCUAGACCCCCUCCCCCCCCCCCCCCCCCAACACAAGUGCCCAAAUCAGCAUGUAUCACCAUAAUACUAAAACAAUUCAUAGUUAAAAAUUAAUAACAAGGACAAAUUUAAUGCCGAGUUUUUCUUUCUUAAUAUACGAUUUACAAAAACACAAUCAACAAAACCUUCUUUAACAGCCCCAGAAAAGUGUUAAGAAAAAACAAUCUGCAAAAUGUGCAAGUAAUUGUAAACUGGCACAAACAUAACACAUUCGUAUAUCUAACAUUCAAACCAUUGGCAUAGCCAGGAUUUAAUAUUGAGGGUGAGGGACAUCCAGACGAUCUAUAAAUCAUGUUACGGGGCAACAGGAAAAUAUAAAAAGAUGGUGCAAAAGAGAAGAAAAAAAAGAUCUAUGUGUGAUUGGGAGGGAGGGAGGAGGGUAUGGCCCCCAUGACCCAACCCUUUUGGCUAUACCAAUGAUUCAAACUUUGGAGGUGGUAAUGCAUGUAAAAAGACAAAAUCCAUUUCUGGCUUCUUACAAUAUCAGAGCUAAAAGAAGUGUCCUGCUAGAAGUGAAAAGCAGCCAAUUUUCUUUAGAUCUAGCCAGUGAAAUAACAAUUCACCUGCUAAAUUUACACCAAAAAAAUCACAGGUAGGUCAUUUUUCAAAAGACAGAUAUAACAUGCAUCACUGUAUGAUCACCUUAUCUUCUAUUUAGCCGACGCAGAACUUGUGAUUCUGUUAUUAUCAUUUUAAUUUUAUAAUGGUGUAAAAUUCCUCUCAAAGGUCCUACUGUUCCACACACUGUCCCAAACCCUCCAUUCACCUCGUGCUGUCUUAUUUACAGCAGGCCAUAUUUCUUCUUAGCAGGCCAUAUUUCUUUGGCCUGAAUUAACAAUAAUAAUAAUAACAGCAGGCCAUAUUUUAUUAUUGUACUUCCUAUUUCGAGCCUGCAAUUAGAUGGCCAUAUACACACUGACAUUAACAUUGUAUUUAGUGAGAAUAAUUUAUCAGUAAAGAACUUCUUAGUGGUAAAUAAACUGAAAACAAAAGAAACAUGAAUACUAUUUCGAGCCUGCAAUUACACACUAUCAAGCCUGGAAAUAAGUGUCCGGUCACGGUCAUUGUCCGGUACGUAUUUGUGAUUUGUCACGAUUUGACAGUCGCGUAUUUAAUAUUAGCGGUCAUCUUGUCCGGCACAAAAACUGCUAUUUUUAUUUUGUCUUAGCCGAUUUCUCUAUAUUUUGAGAAAAAAAAGAGAGGCAUAUUUUGAAUAUUUUCCGACUAGUGUGCACGUGCACGAAGCUUACAUUAGUUUUUAUGGUAACUAAAUACAAACGAGAAGGCAUUUACGUUUUCCACGAGAAAAAACAACACACAAAUUGUUUUUGUCUAUUAAUAGACACGCCUAAUGACCUCACCUCGGCGAAUCAUUGGUUCAAUGGUUGACACAAACGGCGUGAUAAUUAUAAGCGUCUUUUAGCACUAAAGUUUACCUUUAAAAUUAACUGACAAUUAAUUGAUUCCGAUUAUAAUUAUUUAAUGGAAUGUUAUUGUACCUCUAAAACGGAACGGUCACACAUCGGUCAUUAUUAAUAUUAUUUUGGGGGAAGAGACACCUCAACCGAUUACUACAGCUGGUGUCUAUUAAUAGAGCGGGGCCGCGUUGCACACCAAAAAACCCACUGUGAACGCUACGCAUUUCUGCUCAACUAUGCACAACGAAUAGAUCUGCACGCAAACAUAUUUAAAUACAAGGAAGAAAACACCCAAACGUACUACUAAAAAAAUUUAUAACUUUUAUUUCCUUGACGAAUUGGCAGAAAUCGCGUCUCGCGAAAUAUGUCUGCUGCACUUACGCUGCUUAUACGGAACGCGGGUCCGAUCAGAAAAUCGUUAAUCGGCAAAUGUGUUCCGAGUGACCCGAAUAGCCGACAGCACGAUAAGAGGGUCUACAAACAUGCGCUUAUCAAAUGCUAGACACCAUUCUUCAACAAACUACCAUAAACAUGCAUACAAACUUUACGUCAAGGACAUGAACGCUAGGGGUGAAUGUGUUGAACAUCUUCACAAUGUAUUUGAACCAGACCCCCAACAACAAACGCUUGGUGACAGCUUUUGUAGUAUGACUAAAGUACAAGAACUUCAACAAAUAAAAAAAAUUGAAAUAGCAUAUUUUAUUGCCAAAAAAGAGCUCCCAUUCUCGGUGUAUGAAGAUUUGAUUAAACUGGAAACUUACCAUGGUGUAGAUAUAGGUGAUCAAGCUUACACUAACCAUAAACAAUGUGCAGAAUUUGUGGACAUUCAUGGACAGUUUAUAGCAUCAAAGCUGCAUGAUGAUCUUUCAAAAGCCAAAUUCUAUAGUGUUUUAACAGAUGGGAGCACAGACAAGUCUGUUACAGAAAAGGAAGUUGUAUAUGUACUGUAUUUUGAUCCUUAUUCUAAAAAUGAUGAAAUUGAAGUGAAGCUUUCAUUUCUUUACCUAAAAGAUGUCAAAAAGGGAGAUGCACCUGGAAUACUUGGUGCAAUUGAGGAGAGUUUUCACUCAAUGGGUAUCAUGCCAAGUGAACUUUAUUCAAAGCUUAUUGGUUUUGGUGCUGAUGGUGCAUCAGUCAACAGUGGUAAUAAAAGUGGAGUAAAAGCACUUCUGGAACAAAAAGCACCAUGGCUAAUAUAUACAUGGUGUGUGGCUCACAAAUUAGAAUUGGCCCUGAAAGAUGCCUUAAAUACUACCGUAUUUCAAAAGGUGGACAAUAUGCUGCUGAGGUUGUAUUACCUUUACCAUAAAUCUCCCAAAAAACUACAGGAACUGAAAACUUUGCACAAUUUAGUCAAAGAUACAUUUGAAUUUGAAGAGGGCUCUCUGAAACCAAAACGUGCUUGUGGUACAAGGUGGAUUUCUUUCAAGUUGUCAGCACUGCGGAUGGUCCUGGAUAAAUAUGGUGUUUACAUGCAACAUCUACAGCACUUAGCUGGUGACAAAAAAUGUAAAGAUCAUAAAAAGAUAUGUGGUUAUCUGUGUGAGUGGAAUUCUAGUCGCAUGCUUUUGUAUGUUGCAUUCUUUAUUGAUGUCCUGAACCCAGCAGCUAUAUUGUCCAAAGCAUUUCAAGAAGAUGUUAUUGACAGUGUUGGAGUUCUACAUAAUAUCAAGUGUUCUGAAGAAUCUCUUGAUCAAUUGUUAACUAGGUCUUUUGAGGAUCUUCCUGCUGUUAAAUUUCUGUUUGGAAAGUUACAAAAGACUGAUUCAGUGUACACUUAUCAGGGGAUAGAAUUCACUAAAACAAGUUUUCUGAAGGCCACUGAAGAUGUAAAAUCAGCAAAGAAUACCAUUAUAAAUGCUGUACACUGUGCCAUGGAUUCCAGACUAAAGGGUGCCAGCAGUAUACAGCUGAAUAAUGUUGCCACUAUAUUAAACACUGAACACUGGAAAUCAAAUGUUGAUGUGGCAGGUGUAGACUUUACGGAUGUCAAUGUUACUGAACUGAUAGAGAACUUUCAGCCUGUAUUGCUGAAACAAGGAUUUUCUCCAGAUGCCUCUCCUCAAAAUAUUCUAGAGGAAUGGCACGACAUGGUCAGGUACACACUGGACUUUUUACAGCCACAUAAAAGUUGUUACAAAAAAACCUGGAAAAUUUUGUUUAACUGCUCUAAGUCCACUAAGUGGAAGAAUAUACUGACUUUCAUUGAACUUUUGUUUUCUGUACCAGUUUGUAAUGCAAAACUUGAGAGAAUGUUUUCUCGCUUAAAAAGAACAAAGAGUCAUAGCAGGUGUUCUUUAGGUGAGGACAGGUUAACAAAUAUCCUACGAAUUGUUGAGGAAGGUCCCCCACUGGGAUCAUUUGAUGUAAGCCCUGUAGUUCAUCUGUGGAACCAGGUGAAAAGGAGGAGACCAAAUCAGAAGAAAAGGCAAAUGUACAAAAAGAGACCCCCAAAAGUAAAAUACCAGAAACUAGAAACUGAAAGAAAGGAGAUUAGUGGAUCUGAUUCGGAGUCUGGUGACACAAGUGAAAGUUUUAGUGAUAAUGAAAAUGUAUUCUGUUUAUCUGACAGUAGUGACAGUUCAACAUUUGAAGGUUUCCUGCCUACGGAUAUAUAACAUGAACGAUAUCAUAAACUAGAAACCGAAAUCAGAUACAAGUCAAAGUUAUGCUGACAACAUUGUUUCUUAUCUGAUUCUGACAACAGUGGCUGCUUAAGAUUUGAAGGUUUCUUACCAAAGUGAUAUUGGCAGUUGUUGAUCUGAAUACAAUAACAAUGACCAUAUAAGUAAUUUAUCAGUCAUACUAUAAUUUCAUGCAUUUAUUAAUAUUACAGGAUUAAUAAAAGAUAAAUAACAUUC
Messenger RNA from Gigantopelta aegis, 6836 nucleotides. RefSeq names its product zinc finger protein 862-like. The coding region runs from base 4458 to 6593 and encodes 711 amino acids. Lineage: Eukaryota; Metazoa; Mollusca; Gastropoda; Neomphalida; Peltospiridae. The record is from RefSeq and is a predicted model, not a curated record. The transcript has 2 exons.